GAGAUUAGGCCCCAGUCUAGCGCUGUCGAACAAAUAUGGCCGACAAGACAGAAAAUCUAUUUACUAAAUUCUAACAACACGGUUUCCGCAGCUCUUGUCAUCUUUGACAGGCUUAUUGAUGCGAUCAAGAGGGUUGUCCGUACUAAGCCACAGGUCUCGUUUUGUACAUGGCUAUAGGUCGUGGUUAUAUGCUUCUAGGAGGUCGUUCUGUCUAGGUUCGGUUCAUAGGUCAGAUAAUGACAAUCCAAAUGUUUGCAUUGUCGGCGCUGGUCCGGCUGGUUUCUACACUGCACACCAGAUACUCAAGUUGCACAAGUCUGCCCAUGUUGAUGUCUAUGAGCGAUUACCAGUCCCCCAUGGUCUAGCCAGAUUUGGCAUCGCACCAGAUCACCCAGAAACAAAGAACUGUAUCAACCAGUUCACCAGUACCGCUAAGUCUCCUCGAUGCAGAUUUGUGGGUAAUGUACAUGUCGGUCAAGACAUCACCCUCAGUGAACUGCAGCAAUCAUAUGAUGCCGUUGUCAUGAGUUAUGGAGCGGAAGAUGACAAGAUUUUUGGAAUCCCUGGAGAGGGUCUUUCUGGUGUAUAUGCCGCUAGGGCAUUUGUUGGCUGGUACAAUGGGCUGCCUGAAAAUAGAAAUCUUGCACCAGAUCUGAGCUCAGACACUGCUGUGGUCCUUGGCCAUGGGAAUGUAGCCUUGGAUGUUGCUAGGAUACUGUUGGCUCCAAUCAAAUUUUUAGAGAAAACUGACAUUUGUGAGCAUGCUCUUGAUGCCUUGCGUAAGAGUCAAGUAAAGAAAGUCUACCUUGUUGGCAGAAGAGGCCCACUCCAGGUCGCCUUUACUGUAAAGGAGUUGCGCGAGAUGACGAAGCUUGCGGGAGUGAGGGCAGUGUUUUCCCCUGGUGAUGUGGCUCCUAUAAAGGAUUUAUUACCAACAAUUGCAAGGCCAAGAAAACGACUAACAGAGCUUAUGGUGAAGACAGCUUUAGACAAAUCCACUCCCCAGGAGCAGGAGAGACAAGCAGCAGCCACGAGGGAGUGGGAGGUGAAGUUCCUUCGCAGUCCAGUAGAGGUGCUUCCGACCCCUGAUGGGACGGGCGUGGCUGGUAUUCGGCUUCAGGUCAACAAGCUUGUAGAGGGAGCUAACGGUAGUGUGCGAGCAGUAGGUACAGACGUCACUGAAGACAUCUCGUGUGGGAUUGUGUUGCGCAGCAUUGGGUAUAAGAGCCUGCCAAUAGACGAGUCUACCCCAUUUGAUCACAAACGAGGGGUCAUCCCAACCAAUAAAGGGCGCGUGAUCAGUCUAACAGGGAAGUUAUCACUUGCGCUGUUGGGGGCGUGUGGCUUGGAUUAUAAAGUGGAUUGUGUCUGUCAACAGGGUCUUUGUGACGCCAUUGUCCCUGGUCUGUACUGUAGUGGAUGGGUGGGGCACGGCCCUGUGGGUGUCAUAGCAACGACAAUGAAUGAUGCUUAUGCUACGGGCCAGACAGUGGUGGAGGACAUCAACUCAGGACUGUUAAAGGCAGAGUCCAGUAAAAAGGGCUUUCUUUCAGUACAAACUCUUCUUAGUAGUCGAGGCGUCCGGACGGUAUCGUUCACUCAGUGGGAAAGGAUUGACCAAUUAGAGAUAAAACGCGGGGAAUCUAAGGGAAAGCCCCGCGAAAAGAUCGUCUCUGUAGAAGAAAUGAUGGGCAUCGCGGGCUCAUGACAUAGACCGCCCGUCAGUGGAUGAAUAUGGACCAAUCCCGUCGUAGCAAUAGUUUCGGGUUCCCUGUGGGUUUUGAUAUGGUGUCACUCUGAAGCCCUUGUUUUCUAUGGGCUGGAUCUCCCCAGUCCCCCUUGCCUUGUUGCCAACCACAGGAAUCCCAAACAGGGACCAGGCCGUGACACAGUAUAUAGUGUAUUAUAUUUGAAACGUGACGGAUCCUUUUGGAUGUUGCAAGAAAGUUUAAACAGACACAGGUAACCCAUAGCAGAUUUUGUGUAGCAUUUCGUAAUGCGUUAUUUUUUUUCGUUCUUUCUUUCUUUUAUAUCUUUACAUUUAUCGGAAGUCAUUUUGAUUGCAAUUUUCUUUAAGAGUUUUGUGAGACCUUAAUGAAAGAAACAUUUUGGUAAUGGUUGUCAUGUAGGGAAACAUCGAAUUUCUGAUCUUAUUGGCAGAGCAAAAAAAUGGCAUGAAAUUUUUCAAUUCUCAAGAUAUAAGCUCCAGAUUCCGCAUACAAGGAGUUCCUCUGACCAAAAGCUUAAUUCCAAAUUUUAAAGAAAUUUAGAAGAUAUGAAAUUUAGAUAUGAGCGAGCAAAGUUGGCUUAAUUUCUGAUCAGAGCCCGACUUCUCCCUAAAAACAAGGAGAAUUCAUACUUUGAACAUUUUAAAAUUGUACUUCAAGCCUCAUAUCUCGAGGACGGAUGCAUAAGAAAACAACACAUUUUGAUAUGUUGGUUUAAAUAACAUAAGGAACCUCUAUGCAAAAAUUCAAGCUUACCGACGUUAACCAGACCUUAUUUUAGGGAAACUUGCCAUUUUUUUGCUCUGCCGAUCUUAUUUAAGAUUCAAGGUGGCCCGCGUUUAUUCAAAAGGUCCAUUUUGCAAUCAUCCAUCUUCAAAGCGCUCCCGUACGAUCAUUCAUACAUUUUCGCAAUCUCUCUAAUUCUUUUCUAUAAAAAUAAAUACCGUAAAUUCUGAGCUCAUUAUAAUGCUAGGUUAAAUCAAAACGGUUGCAGAAUAAUUGAGAUUGAGCGAAGGUUGAAAAAAAAGCGACCGUCAUACAAAACAAAAUGUAAGACCGCUUUAAAAUAGUUUUAAUAAAUAAAUUGGGUUUCAGGGAUCAUGACUAUGAAAUAUAACGAUAUUACGUU
Molecule: messenger RNA, 2856 nt
Organism: Nematostella vectensis (starlet sea anemone)
Lineage: Eukaryota; Metazoa; Cnidaria; Anthozoa; Actiniaria; Edwardsiidae
Product: NADPH:adrenodoxin oxidoreductase, mitochondrial
Exons: 15
Coding region: 119-1708 (529 amino acids)
Biological process (GO): ubiquinone biosynthetic process
Cellular component (GO): mitochondrion
Source: RefSeq, a predicted model, not a curated record